This is a messenger RNA of Hydatigera taeniaeformis, 708 nucleotides long. NCBI's taxonomy places the organism in Eukaryota, Metazoa, Platyhelminthes, Cestoda, Cyclophyllidea, Taeniidae. The record is from the annotation of a GenBank genome assembly.
GGUUGUGAAAAACGCGAUACGUCAGUGGACGCGACUGCCCGUUGUCGGGAGGUUGAGACCAUGGCUCUGUGCCAAACGGAAUGCAGCCUUGUCAAGUCGGAGGAGCUCCUCGCCCAGCUUCGAAUUGACCUUUCCCAAUCGAAGGCGAGCUAUGCGCAAUUGGAGGAGCGCUUUAAACAACUAACAGACCGUCUAGUGGCUAGUGACGAAGAGAAAUCGCGUCUGGAGGCGGUCGUUGCGCAGUUGGAAAUGGAAUCCUCCACCAUCGACGAAUACGUUACUAUGUUUGCACACCGUCGACAACUUCUCCUUGAGAGGGCAAAGAUUAGGGAGGCGUUGCUAUCACGGUUAAUUCGGGAUCGAAAUGAACUGCGCCAACGCCUCCAGUCGCUCUCUGAAGUGGCCAAUGCUGUGAUUGCUUCUUCCUCUGUUCCAGGAUCUGGAGAGCAAGGCACUUGUGCAUCAAUGAGUGAUUUUGAAAAAUCCCUUUCCGAAUUCCUUUCCCAUUUGGCCACCUCCAACGCUGAUUACUCCCUGCAGUUUAAUGUGGAGGACAGUGAAGGGGAUGACGAUGUGAAUAAGUCUACGACCAUCGAGAAUGGAAGCACACAAGGCGGCUCGUUAGAUGAACAGCUGCGUCGAUACGUCUCCGCUGUCCACGACUGUCCGCAUUGUGAAUGCUGCUCCGGUUCCCUAAUGGUAGUCUAG